GGAAAUAUUAAUGUAUUUGCUGUAUUGCUAAGAAACUUCCUUGUUUUUUCCUCUAUAAAAGAAGACUAGACCACAUAAAAUUCCCUCAAUUAGUAAAGCAAAAACACAGUUAAUCAAAGUUGAGAGAUGACAGAUGUUAAGUUGCUUGGUCUAUGGUAUAGCCCUUUUAGUCAUAGAGUUGAGUGGGCUCUAAAGAUUAAGGGUGUCAAAUAUGAAUAUAUUGAAGAUGAUCUACAAAAUAAGAGCCCUUUGCUUCUUCAAUCCAAUCCAAUACACAAGAAAAUCCCAGUGCUCAUUCACAAUGGCAAGCCCAUUUGUGAGUCUAUGGUAAUUGUUGAAUACAUCGACGAGACAUUUGAAGGACCUUCCAUCCUGCCUAAAGAUCCUUACGAUCGUGCUUUAGCUCGUUUUUGGGCUAAGUUCCUUGAUGAUAAGGUGGCAGCGGUAAUAAAUACUAUCAUACGCAAAGGAGAGGAGCAAGAGAAAGCUAAAGAGGAAGCUUAUGAUAUGUUGAAAAUUCUUGAUAAUGAGCUCAAGGACAAGAAAUUCUUUGUGGGUGACAAAUUUGGAUUUGCUGAUAUUGCUGCAAAUUUGGUAGGAUUUUGGCUAGGAAUUUUUCAAGAAGCCUCUGGAGUCGUAUUAGUAACAAGUGAAAAAAUUCCAAAUUUUUGUGCUUGGAGAAAUGAGUAUAUUAAUUGCAGUCAAGUCAAGGAAUAUCUACCUCCAAGAAAUGAUGAGUUGCUUGCUUUUUUUCAAGCUUUUGUUCGCGCUGCGGCUACAGCUUCUGCUUCUACUCAAAAAUAAAUAUAUCCUCAAUCAUCUUAUGAUGUUUUAAAUUAUGUGUUGGAAUAAAAUUGUGAAUCUAAAACAAUUUAAAUUCAAUUAUGUAUUCGUAAGCGAAAGAAAAGAAUUGAAAUAUUGCCCCAUUUACUUAUGCUUCUCUCAAAUGGGGAUUUUUAUUUAUUACUGUUAAUUAAAUUGCUAUUAAGCACACUAUUUAGUGACUCUA
Solanum dulcamara is the source of this 1009-nucleotide messenger RNA. Its product is annotated as probable glutathione S-transferase. NCBI's taxonomy places the organism in Eukaryota, Viridiplantae, Streptophyta, Magnoliopsida, Solanales, Solanaceae. Gene Ontology annotation, cellular component: cytoplasm. Gene Ontology annotation, biological process: glutathione metabolic process. The record is from RefSeq and is a predicted model, not a curated record. Gene Ontology annotation, molecular function: glutathione transferase activity. The coding region runs from base 127 to 804 and encodes 225 amino acids. The transcript has 2 exons.